Messenger RNA from Solanum stenotomum, 412 nucleotides. RefSeq names its product NADH dehydrogenase [ubiquinone] 1 alpha subcomplex subunit 6-like. Lineage: Eukaryota; Viridiplantae; Streptophyta; Magnoliopsida; Solanales; Solanaceae. The transcript has a single exon. The record is from RefSeq and is a predicted model, not a curated record. Bases 32 to 412 code for a protein of 126 amino acids. Gene Ontology annotation, biological process: response to oxidative stress.
CAGCAAUUUUCGUAUUGCAGAGUAAGGAAAAAUGGUGCAUAUGGCGAGGAACAUGAGGGUUCCACAAAACUCAGCUAGUUUGGCUGAAGCUAAGAAGAGGACCUUAGAAUUCUUCAGGAUGUGUUGCAGAUCCAUCCCUGAGUAUGUGGAAAUUUACAACUUAUACGACAUCAUUUCCCCCUCUAAACUCCGUUCUACUGUCACUGCCAAAGUUCGCAAAAAUUCAAACGUUACUAAUCCUAAGGUAAUUGACAUGCUGUUGUUUAAGGGCAUGGAAGAGUUGACGAACUGUAUGGACCACUCAAAACAGAGGCACCAUCUUGUUGGGAAAUAUGCCUUAGGUAAUCAAGGUCUUGAAGAGGAACUUGGACAUAAAGAUCAGGGCAGCUCUAAUUUCAUGAAAAACUUUUAG